UCAGUAGGUAAGUGAUUCUGAUUUGAGAAUUUUAACUAAGAAUUGGAUUAAAAGAGUUCAUCUAAACUGACUUUUACUUGGUGGUCAGAUAUUAACUGAGACAAAGAUCUAGGUCAGACUGGUAAUUCACUUGAAGUAAGGAGAAAAACCCGAACUAGAUUUCUGUGUUUGUUCUUCCCUGUAAAAUGCACUGAUCGGGUUCACAGCCUGAGUUUGAUGGGUGAAAACAAGAGAGAAGUUCAGGAAGGCACACCAUGCCUCGCAGUUGCCUUUUGCUCUUCUGAGUGGGAAUAAAAUAUUUUGUACAUUGACUGCAUCUUCUGCAUUCAGUUAGCUUGAGAAGUUGGAAAGAAAAGCAGUAAGAAGGAACUCAGAUUAGAAGAGACUGCCAUGACAGUGAGUAAUUCGCUUCUCCAUGAUGAUGUAUGUUGUCCCUGCCAGCCAAUGUACUCCCACAACUUUGCAGUCAUCAAACAGCUUUUGAUUCUGCUCAUCAAGAGAGAGUAGGGGGACAGAAACACAAAGCUUCAGAUGCUUGGAGGCUCGGACCUCUAGCCAUGAACAUGCUGUUGCUUGCUGAAUUUCUGGCCUUCUAUCAUAGAAAUCAAAGAUCUCUUGGGACCUACUGAGUCUUACAUUCUCCAGUUCCUAAUCGGUGCAAGAUUGUUGCCUGCCUGCUAAUGCAUGGUUGAGCCUAACUUUAAAUGUAACGUACAUGGGGCCUUCUUAGGGAGUCUUUCCCCUUCCCCCAUAGAACUGUUAUAGACAUGGAACUCAUGAAAAGGUUGGCUUCCAGCCCAUUACAGCAACAGCUGGAGGUCUCUCACACUCUAGUGCCAGUUAUCUACAUUUUCAACCAUGAAAUGAAAGAUCUGGCUGCAGCCAGGUGAAUUGCAGGUGUGUGCAGUCUCCACUGGUGCACACGGCAGUUAGAUGGGCGUUACGCAGAGCUGCGUGGGCGUAUGCCAGUAUCUGCACUCCUAUACAGUAUAUAUAGGCAUACAUGCUGGGCCAGGUUUGUCCAGCACGCAUCAUGGGUCAUUGGGAGGUUCUUUGCUUUGCCCUAGCAUGCUACCUUGGGGUAGCAAGGGCUACAACAGUAAGUAUGAGAUAGUUCAUUGAUGCAUAACAGUCAAUGUAAAGGUAAAUGGCUUUAAAGUGAAAAUAGGCUGCUUGGUUAGAAGAAAAAUGUGCUUUUAAGGUUUUGUAUGCCCAUAGCUAGAUGAGAAAACAUCUGUUGUAGCUAUUUUGGAUAGUUAUCUAAGACUUCUAUUAAAGGUGACCUGCAAAAGGGGGGAAAGGACUUUGUCCCCUUGCUGCUUUAUAGUAUAUGAAGGGCUCCAACCCAUUUUUCUGUUCCUUUGCAGUUCUUCUUUAAUGUACAUCUCAUUGCCUACUACCUCCCCGAUAGAAACCAUCAUCUGCAGCACGCCACUUUCUGCUUUUUCUUUCUUCCUCUUCGUUUUUCUGGGUAAGGAAAGAGGAAUCUAUUAAGUGUGGAAACCUUGUUGGUUCUGCAACAUAAAGGUUGCAAAUCUGAAUGCACACCUAUUUAGGAAAUACUCAUUUUAACAUUCCAAUAGAAACUUUACACCUAUUUUAUAUAGAGUUCUACAUUUAGCCAUUGAAAAUACUAUUAAGGGGUAUGUCUGGGUGAUUCAUUGUUGCCAUUAGAACCUUAAUGUUUGCACUUCCUGAUUCAUGAAUUCAAAUUUGCAACUUCCCUGUUGUACUAACAUGGAUUUUGCAUUUUUUUCCCCUUUUGACCAAGAUUUAAAGAACAGAAACAACUUUAUCUGUAACACUAUAGUAUUGUUCAAUACUGAUUUACGCAAGUCAGUAUCUUUGAAAUGUUUCCACUUAUAGAGAUACCAAAAAUAUACCUGGAGCACUGUGGAGUUAAUCAAUAGUUGCAGGCAACAAUAUAAUAAAACAAACUCUUUUUUUUAUUUGCAAUGUACUUUAAAAUAUAUCUUCUCAAACAUACCGUUGAUCCUGCAUGCAUUCUUAGUGCAUCCAAAACUCAUUGAAAUGAGUGGAAAUUUUGGGUGUGUCAGGCAUUUAGGUUCAGGCACAAUGUAACUAUUCCACAGUGGUUUGUUUUUAAUUAUCAUCUGUUUUAAUUUUGUAUUUAAUUUUGCUGCCGAUUUUUUUUAUAAAACAAAUGGAAUCUUUCCCACCAAUUGCCUACGUCAGUAGCUGACCAGACCUUAAAUCAACUUUCAGCACAGUGAACCACUUAGAUACAGGUGAGAUGAUAUGUGGAAAGCUCCAACCCAAAUAGAGCAUUUUUGAGAAAAUUUUGAUCAAGUGCACAGAACGGGCUGCUUACAAUGGUAUCGGAGUUGAAGCAUGCCUUGUGUGAUAUAUCUAGAAUCAAAUACAAGUAAAAUCCGUUACAACUUAUUCUUCGGUAUUAUGCAUUCAUUGGGGACAAAUUUUCUGUUCUCUCAACUCCUUUGUACUGUUUUGUGAAUUCGGGAAAGCGAUGGAAUUGUGGGGCAACUUGCAGAGUAGCUGCAUAAGGGAUAUUCCACUUCCUGUGGGUGGCAGAGCCCUGUCUUACGGUCUUCCCACAGGAGUUUGAAUGGGCAUGUUAGGAAGGGAAGUGAGGGACAAGGAAGCAGUCCUGCAAACUGUUGAUCCACUGGCAUCAACAGAUGUGUACUGGUGGGUUGUGGUUAAGUAGAAAGGCAGAGUAGCAAGGGGCUGGUUUUGUUUUUAACUUUGGAUGAGGUAAGUAAUGGAAAUGGGAAAUUCCAGCUACUGAGUGCAGACAGCUAACGUGUACCCAGAGAGUUUGAAUGGGACUAGCCUUUGUUUCUCUCGCCAACGCUCAUCUUCCCCUUACUGGUAUCUGUGUAGCUUUCAUCCAGUGAAACAAGAGCCAUCCAGCUUUCUCCUCCCUGCUGUGUCUCCCUGAGCACCUCAUGCCUCCUCAGUAAUGCUGAAGGGUAGGAAUUAUUCUUCUGUACAGCUUCUGGCCGGAUACUGGGGAGCCCAUUGUGAUAAUUUUGGCAGCAAGUGGUGGCAAAUAUUUCUCUUUUGCAUCUCAUCUGUUUAUAUCUUGACUGUCGGAUUUUCUGCGGAGUAAUUUAAGGUCCAGUUCUGUUUAUGAGUCAACCUCACUUCUCCCGUAGCCCUUGAAGUGGCCAGUUGGGGUAAGUCUGAUACUUAAGCUCCAUUGAGAAUGUUGAUAUUCAAGGGGAUCUGGGUGUCUGACUCUCUCUUAAACUUCAUUAAAAAUCUCAACCCUUGUGAAUAAAAGACUCGUGUUGCACAGGCUAUCUUCAGUAUUGCAUGAAAACAUUUAAGUUCAAAAAUUUCUUACUGGAACUCCCCCUCCUUCAUCACAGGUGGUCAUUAAUUUUAUGAAGUUUUCAGAGGAUGCUGUUUCAAUUGAUGUAAAAUAAGUCUGGUUAGGAACACCGCUACUGUGGAAACAUGCUGUUUUCAUAGCGAAUGCAUCUUAGGGCUGAAUGAUUGGAGAGGUUUGUGUUCCUGCUGUGAAUUCUGCCUAUCUAUCUACGUUCACGGGAAGGUGUUUGCUUCCCUUCUCUCCUCUUGUCAUGUGUUUAGCUGGGCACAGUAUACACUGAAGGAGGUUUUGUUGAGGGCGUCAAUGAAAAACUGAGUCUCUUCGGUGACUAUGUCGAUAUCUUCAGAGGAAUCCCUUUUGCUGCUCCUCCAAAGCGUUUUGAAGACCCUCAACAACAUCCUGGCUGGGAUGGUACACUGAAGGCCAAGGAGUACAAAAACCGUUGCAUGCAGGUCACGCUAACCCAAACCGGUACUCGUGGGAGCGAGGACUGUCUUUAUCUGAACAUCUGGAUCCCUCAAGACAAGAAAGGAGUGUCCACAAAUCUGCCGGUGAUGAUAUGGAUCUAUGGAGGGGCAUUCCUCCUGGGAGGCGGGCAGGGCGCUAACUUCCUCAAUAACUACCUCUACGAUGGCCAGGAGAUCGCAGUGCGAGGAAAGGUCAUCGUGGUGACCUUCAACUACCGAGUGGGACCGCUGGGGUUCCUCAGCACGGGGGAUGCCAGUGUUCCAGGUAACUACGGACUAAAGGACCAGCACAUGGCCAUCGCGUGGGUGAAGAGAAACAUCAAGGCCUUCGGGGGCGACCCAGAAAACAUCACCAUCUUCGGGGAGUCGGCCGGCGCUGUCAGCGUCUCGUUACAGACUCUAUCGCCGUACAACAAGGGGCUGAUCAAACGAGCCAUCAGCCAAAGCGGAGUCGGCCUGUGCACCUGGGCUAUCCAGGAGAACCCUCUCUUCUGGGCUACCAAGGUUGCAGAGAAGGUGGGCUGCCCUACCGAUGACACCACGGCCUUGGGCAACUGCCUUCGGGUCACCGACCCCCAGGCUGUGACGCUGGCCUACCACCUGGAGAUGGUCAACCUGCCAUAUCCUAUAGUCCAUUACCUAGCUUUCACUCCUGUGGUUGAUGGAGAUUUCCUUCCAGACCGGCCAGAAAAUCUCUUUGCUAAUGCUGCAGACAUUGACUACAUUGCGGGCACAAACAACAUGGAUGGGCACCUCUUCGCUGGCAUUGACAUGCCUGCUAUCAACCGCCCGCUUGUGAAGAUCACAGCAGAGGAGGUCUAUAACUUGGUGCGGGGGCUGACUCUGCAGAAGGGAGUGCGGGGAGCAAAUGCCACUUUUUCCCUCUACACCCAGUUGUGGAAUGAUAACCCUGACCAGGAGGUCAUGAAAAGGACAGUGGUAGACCUGGAGACCGACUACAUCUUCCUGAUUCCCACGCAGCAGACGCUUGCUCUGCAUAAUGCGAAUGCCAGGAAUGCCAAGACUUACUCCUACGUGUUCUCCCAGCCUUCUCGAAUGCCUGUGUACCCCAGCUGGGUAGGGGCAGACCACGCCGAUGACCUUCAGUACGUCUUUGGGAAACCCUUCAGCACCCCGCUGGGCUACUGGCCUAAGCACAGGACCGUUUCAAAGGCCUUGAUUGCUUAUUGGACCAACUUUGCUAGAACCGGUGACCCCAACAAAGGGGAGUCUACGGUGCCCAUAGGGUGGGUACCCUACACGCGGGAGGAGGGCUACUACCUUGAAAUCAACAGUGACAUCAACUAUGAUUCGGUGAAGCAAAGUCUGAGAGCUUCCUAUGUGCAGUUCUGGAAUACGAUCUACCAGAGCCUGCCUGAUGUUCCUUCCACUUUCCUGGACUAGAGCCAGGCCAACCAACCAAUUCUGUAAACAAACAAACUAGCCCAAUUCUGAUUAAAGGCUAGUUUCUGGCUGUGCCUCGUGGCCUCUUCCAAUCUACUUACUGCAACAGAAUUUUCCAUAAGAAUAUUAAGAGCUGGAGUCAAAUGUACUGGGCAGUUUUGUUCUGUGAAAAACAAAAUAUAUACCUGGUGGUCUCUGUUGCACGGA
Gopherus evgoodei (Goodes thornscrub tortoise) is the source of this 5397-nucleotide messenger RNA. RefSeq names its product carboxyl ester lipase (gene CEL). Gene Ontology annotation, cellular component: synapse; postsynaptic specialization membrane; cell surface. Gene Ontology annotation, biological process: neuron cell-cell adhesion; presynaptic membrane assembly; chemical synaptic transmission. NCBI's taxonomy places the organism in Eukaryota, Metazoa, Chordata, Testudines, Testudinidae. The record is from RefSeq and is a predicted model, not a curated record. Gene Ontology annotation, molecular function: neurexin family protein binding; signaling receptor activity; triacylglycerol lipase activity. The transcript has 10 exons. The coding region runs from base 3766 to 5190 and encodes 474 amino acids.